Messenger RNA from Monopterus albus (swamp eel), 3340 nucleotides. RefSeq names its product divergent protein kinase domain 1Aa (gene dipk1aa). The record is from RefSeq and is a predicted model, not a curated record. The transcript is spliced from 6 exons. The coding region runs from base 777 to 2063 and encodes 428 amino acids. Lineage: Eukaryota; Metazoa; Chordata; Actinopteri; Synbranchiformes; Synbranchidae.
CAUCUUUUCUGUUGAGUUUCUUCUGCCUGUGUGGAUAAAGACGCAACAUUAUUACUAAACGCUCAGAUGUUUCGUACAUUAAACGUGAUUAUUCAAUGCGCACAAAACUUUAAAGUCGCGGUAUUUCAUAAACUAAAGCAAACUUUGGCCACACGCUGUUGUUGCACCAUCAUGUACUAUUGAAUAUUGUCAGGCAGGACAUUUUUAAUUUGGGUGUGAUGACCGGAAGUUGUGUUUUGUCGUUAGAGCACCAUUUAAACAAUAUGGCUUUUAUUUUGAAAGACUUGGCGUAUUUUAGUCCUAUUAGUAGCUUGACCCGAUCACAGCUUUACUUUGGAAAACACAAUGUAACUUAACAAUCCGAUAACAGCACAGAUCCAUAAAUACAUUUUGACCAACGCUGUCGUCAGUUUGGUUGGAGAACUGAAACGUUUUUUUGUUUUUUUGGUAGAGGAAGAAGUUGCGCCUGCGCAAAGGCUGAACAUACAGUUGUUUCCCCAGGUUGAGGUUUGUUGCUGAUUCGCUUGAAGAUCAGCCGCUGUUGGAAAAACACAGCCGAUGUACAGUCAAGUCCCGUAUCAGAGCGAUCCACAGGGAUAAGACAAAUCGACAGUCUAGGCCGUGGAUUAUACUGGGGCUGAAAUCGUGCAUGAUGCAUUUAUUUCUGCAGGUUUAGUAAACGAGAUGAGUCUUUUGAUGUGGAUGCUGCUCUCUUGCACGUAUUUUGGAUGAUUCCCUACAGCCACGUCAACGAAUUGAGAUGAUCUAUUUUUGUGAUGGCGAAGAGUCUGUUUCCUCGGGCCUGGGUGAAAAAGUCUUUUUACUUCCAGGCUCGACUCUCCUUUGUUCGGGUGAAGUACCUGUUCCUUACAUGGCUGGCUGUGUUGGUGGGGAGCUGGGUGCUCUAUGUGCAGUACUCUGCUUACACAGAGCUUUGCAGAGGACACGAGUGCAAGAACGCCAUUUGUGAUAAAUACAGGAGGGGAAUAAUCGAUGGCUCUGCCUGCAGCAGUCUGUGUGACAAAGAAACACUCUACAUGGGCAGGUGUCUGUCAACACUGCCAAACAACCAGGUUUACACAGGAAGCUGGGGAGACCGUGAUGGGAUUAUCCGCUGUAAAUUGGGAGAGGUUGUGCAUUAUGAGCUGGGCGAGGAGCCGGAGCCACGGAGAGAGGCCUCCAUGUUCGACAAGCCCACCAGAGGCACAUCAGUGCAAAAGUUCAGAGAGAUGGUCUUUAAUCACGUCAAGUCUAAGCUUGGAGAGCAGGCUAACCUUGCCAACCUCAUCAGUCAGAUCCUGUCUGUUGCCGAUGGCAACAAAGAUGGACGGGUGUCACUGCCAGAAGCCCGCUCUACAUGGGCCCUUCUGCAGAUGGACGAGGUGCUGCUAGGUUUGCUGCUUCAGGACCGUGGACACACUCCACGCCUCCUUGGCUACUGUGGGGACCUGUAUAUGAUGGAGCGAGUCCCCUACAGGCCCCUGUAUGGUUUGUCUCUACCCUGGCCGCUCGUGUCCUGGGUACCUAGCGGCAUGCAGCGCAGUAUGGACCAGUGGUUUACCCCCUCAUGGCCUCACAAAGCUAAGAUCUCCAUGGGUCUGCUGGAGCUGGUGGAGGACAUCUUCCAUGGCACCUACGGCAGCUUCCUCAUCUGCGACCUUGCCGCGGUGCACUUUGGUUACACUGAGCGCCAUGAACUCCGUCUUACCAACACCCGAGCAGUUGUUCCUGAGGAUGAGUUCAGACGCACUAUGCGAGUGCUGAAGUGUGAGACAGAUGCUGACUGUGUAUAUGGGGUGGACUGCCGGACGUCAUGUGACGUGUCGGAAAAACUGUGCAUGGAGGAGCCAGUCCAGCCAAACUUGGCAAAGGCAUGUAGUGCAUUGAAGGAUUACCUCCUGCGUGGGGCACCGUCAGCGAUGAGAGAGGAACUGGAACGGCAGCUGUAUGCCUGUAUGGCUCUGAAGGGUAAUGCUGGACAGAUGAACAUGGAGCACUCACUUAUCCUCAAUAAUCUGAAGGCUCUGCUGUGGAGACAGAUCUCGCAUACAAAAGACUCGUGACGAGGUGAAGGUGAAGAAAUCCUCCUGUGAUUGUGCCAGUCAGUUCCUCACAUGGAGCUGAGGAUUAAAGAUGCUGUGAUUUAGGAGUAACAAUUUUAAUGAAAUAUAUUUUAGCCGCUCUCAACACUUCUGAAUGAACCGACAGAAACUUUACCUCCUCAGUCCCAGUUUCGCUCUAGUUACACUCAUAAACUCUGCCCCAAACCACAACCAAAAAGACAAAGAGAAAAAUGUCCACACAUGAGAUUUACUAAGCAAAACCAGCUACGUUUCGACUAACAUGGUCUUUGUCUGGCAUAUAAUCAAGAAGUUGGCUGUAUAAAUAGGACAGCACAACCACACCACAUUAGGGAAUCACAAGGUGCAAGGAAACUGUUUGAUAUACAGUAAAUCUAUUUUUGUGUUUUGUAUUUUCUUUUUUCUGUGGAUUUAAUUGUUUCAGAUUGUUUGUACUUUGAGCUGUCUCCUUCUAUUGGUGUUAUUUGGAUUCAGCAUUUUAUUUUGACUUUUUGAGACUGAUUAAUUAUGAUCUAUUAAUCAGGGCAAAUAGUUCUGUAGUGUAUUAUGACUGUUGGUAUUGAUGUCUCCGUGUGCCGUGUUAUUCCCUAAUUAUGGGUGUGGUCACGUUGUCCUACACUAUUUAUAGAUGCUACUUGUGUCUUCUUAUUUGCCAGACAAAGACUACGUUGGUCGAAACUUAGCUUGUUUUGCUUAAUAAAUCUAUAGCGUAGUGUGCAGACAAUUCUUUUCUCUUUUCAGUCCUGGACCUGUGUCCAAGUUGGAUUGGAUGUGCACAUAAGGUAAGUGUGACUUGCAGGAGGAGGCGUGUCUUGUUGUGGCAUAACGCCAUAGGAGGUGGGUUUGCGGGCAUUUCUCACAUAUCUCAUGACGAACUGACACGUUAUAUCCGUCUUGGCAGUUCACAGAAAUACUUUUGACUUUGAAAAUCUGAAACAACCAGAACGAUUGCAUGCUACCAUCAGUAUAUUAUACUGUUCACCGUAGUGGAACAUUAGGAAGGCACCGCUGGAAAAAGUUUAUUUUGAUAAUGUAAAGCUGAUGGCUUUUGUCAGGCCUCUGUAUGAUAAACUGAGGCAGUUUAACCUCAAAACAGACAAUGUGAUGGUAUUUCUCUAUCAGUAUUCCACAGGUCACAUACUGUGUAUUGGUGUGCUUCAUCAUGCUGCACAUUUAACACCUGCAACUGUAGUGAUAUAAUCAAUGCUGCACCGACAACAAAGAUUUACAGUGGGUACGGAAAGUAUUCAGACCCCCUU